AUGCCUGAUAAACACAUCAACAUAAUUUAUGCAGAGAUGGACUUAAGCUCAACUCAAUUUUUCAUGUUCUCAAAAGUGGAUUUGGUACGAGACUCUAUGCUCAUUGGCAUAGUUUCGCACGCGUACCAAAGUCACACAAUUUGUUUUCAGUGUUGUUCUGACUCUUGUUGUUUUGUGUUGGUUGUGCGAAAGCUGACCAGACUCGACGGCCCAGUGAAAACAGGCCAGGGUUGUGCGAAAGCCGACCGACUGACAGACAGGCCCAGUAAAAACAGGCCCUUGGUCGUGCGAAAGCCGAUCAGACUCGACGGCCCAGUGAAAACAGGCCAGGGUUGUGCGAAAGCCGACCGACUGACAGACAGGCCCAGUGAAAACAAGCCUUGGAUUCUGUGA
Messenger RNA from Helobdella robusta, 393 nucleotides. RefSeq lists its product as hypothetical. The record is from RefSeq and is a predicted model, not a curated record. Lineage: Eukaryota; Metazoa; Annelida; Clitellata; Rhynchobdellida; Glossiphoniidae. The transcript is spliced from 2 exons. Bases 1 to 393 code for a protein of 130 amino acids.